GACAGCUGAUUUAGUUGAAUUGUCGCGUUUGUUUCCGAUGGUGUUGCUUAUAUUUAUAACCUCUUUCUAAUAAUACUGUUAAAUUUAAAUUCGCGUGAGUUUUGCAAGACGUGUGUAAUACCAAUAAUAAUUGGUUUUAGUUGCCUAUAUGUAUUUAACUCAUAAUAUCUUAUUUUUGAUGUAUUAUAAGAAAAUAAGUAUUAAUGUGUUUACCAAUAAAUAACUGGAAGUUGCAGUUUACGGUUUUGCUAAGCAUUAUUAUAAUUACAACGAAAUUUUCUGAAGGAAAGACACCUACAGAUUACAUUUUGUGCCGGCAGUGUGGCACUGACGUGGCAUCAGCUGAUUCCCUUGCUAACCUACAUAGCCCGGCAGCUGUCACUAGAACCAACGAAUCAUUAUUUGGACUAGAUGAAGUGUAUGUGCAGAGUCUAAUCAAUCCUCUCCACAUCAAAUUUAAUGUUGUCACGGUUCUGGAAUCAACUUGUGUGACUUCUGCAAGGUUUUGGGUGUCAGAUCACUCGUGGUUUCCCGGUUACGCUUGGAAACCCUGUACUUGUUCACGCUGUAGGCAACAACUUGGUUGGGCAUUUGAACCAUUAGUGUCAGCAGAUUCACUCAAGAUACGAGCUUCAAAUAAAGGCUUCUACACUCUCAUUCUAGACAACAUUAUCAGUGAGCUUGUUUCAGAUCAGCUACUGAUUGUACCACACACUGUAACAGUUCGGUGACCAACAUGGCCGUGGAGUUGAGUGUUGAGCAACAGAAGCUACUUGCACAAUGUGAAGCUGACUUCGCUGAUCGAUAUACAGAAAAUGAUCCUGAUUAUGCCAAAGUUCUCGUUUCAUCUGACCCACCAAUAGUGCACCCCUGGUACAAUCAUGCUCGGCGGAACUACGAUUGGAGCGACAACCGUCGAGAUCAAGGUGGGAGGGACAGAUGGAGGGGGAAGCAUCGACGAGACGACCGCCACCAUAAUCGUCAUCAACCUUAUCAUCGUUAUCGUUGACUUUCUGAAUUUUAUUACCGCUUUCAAAUUUUGUGAAAACUAUCUUCAUUUCCUUUGACUCAUGUUUCUUUUGUUUUCAAUGUUUGAAUUAACACAUUCCAAAAUCGGACUAUUGUUUCAGUAAAACUUGUGUCUUACCUGUAAACAACAACUACAUAAAUAAUACAAAAAUGUGAUGAAUUUCAAUGUUUAAGAAUUGACAAAACGAAAAAUUUUUGCUAUAAGAAGGUUUAGUCGGAGGUUUUUAAUUUUACAAUUAAUUUUCAGAGUUCAUAAUUAGAUUUUAUACUGCAGUUUGAAACAUUAUAUGCAAAAUUAUGUAUUAGGAUACAGUAUUACAUGAAUAAAUUGUAAUAAAUUUCA
Molecule: messenger RNA, 1372 nt
Organism: Homalodisca vitripennis (glassy-winged sharpshooter)
Lineage: Eukaryota; Metazoa; Arthropoda; Insecta; Hemiptera; Cicadellidae
Product: protein cereblon-like
Exons: 5
Coding region: 204-731 (175 amino acids)
Source: RefSeq, a predicted model, not a curated record